AUUGAUCAGUGCAGGAAGUGUGACAGUGUUUUCCUCUCCAGGUGAACUAAAGCAGCUUCCUGUCAUGAAUCUUGAUCGCCAUGGUGACCACCACUCGGUGACCCUCUGCGACCCCGAGGGGGAGCACUGCGUGCUUGCGCUGAACGUGCUGUUGGUCGGAGACCGGCAGAGUGGGAGGAGCUCCGUGGGGAACGCUCUGAUUGGUGUCGACGGAUUCAAAACCGGCAUCUGCGUUUCUGGCGUUGCCGUGACGACAGAGCACCGGCUGCUCAGCCGAAACUUCCAGAGGUUUUUCAGGAGAAAGGGGGUGGAGUCAGACCUCACGCUGAGAGUGGUCGACACGCCUCCUCGGUCGCUCCGCCCACAGAGUGUGAUCGAGCUCUGUCCCGACGGCGUGCACGUGCUCGUGGUUGUCGUGAGGGCUGACCUGCCGCAGGACGACGCACACCUGGGGGAGCACGUGGAGACUCUCUUUGGUCCAGACUGGCGUCGCCACGCCUUACUCGUCUUCACGCACGCCAACCACCUGAAGGGGGCGGGGCUUCAGCCGUCAGAGUACCUAACGCAGUCCAGCAGUUGGUUGAAAGCUUUGGCCGACGAGGCGGGAGGCGGAGUCUCGUUUCUGGACAACAGCUGCGAUUGGCCAUCGAUCCGAGGACGACCGCUGAGGGAUCGUCUGCUCCGCCUCUCAGCGGGCAACCAUCACGAAGCUCUGAGGGUGAGGACGGAGGUCUGAUCCUCAUCCUGACGGAGGUCUGAUCCUCAGUACUCAAAUCUAACGAUAACUGAUUACUUUUGAUGGUUCUAGAUGAAACCCUUGGAAUGUGAGAG
Molecule: messenger RNA, 831 nt
Organism: Pungitius pungitius (ninespine stickleback)
Lineage: Eukaryota; Metazoa; Chordata; Actinopteri; Perciformes; Gasterosteidae
Product: GTPase IMAP family member GIMD1-like
Exons: 5
Coding region: 65-736 (223 amino acids)
Molecular function (GO): GTP binding
Source: RefSeq, a predicted model, not a curated record